Messenger RNA from Hypoxylon fragiforme, 1486 nucleotides. RefSeq names its product glutamine synthetase. The record is from RefSeq and is a predicted model, not a curated record. Gene Ontology annotation, cellular component: cytoplasm. Gene Ontology annotation, molecular function: glutamine synthetase activity. The transcript is spliced from 5 exons. NCBI's taxonomy places the organism in Eukaryota, Fungi, Ascomycota, Sordariomycetes, Xylariales, Hypoxylaceae. Bases 1 to 1089 code for a protein of 362 amino acids.
AUGGCCGACAACCACUAUGUAUCGUACGCUGAGAAUCUCAUGAAAUACAUGAAGCUUGACCAGAAGGGAAACGCCAUGGCGGAGUACAUCUGGAUCGAUGCUCAUGGCCACGUUCGAUCCAAGAGCAAGACCAUCACAUCGAUUCCCAAGGAUGGCGACAUCAAGCCCGAGGAUCUCCCCGUCUGGAACUUCGACGGUUCUUCUACCGAUCAGGCUCCCGGUGACAACAGUGAUGUCUAUCUCCGACCUGUCGCCGUCUACCCUGACCCCAUGCGAGGUGUCCCUAACAUCUUGGUCCUGGCUGAGUGCUGGAACGCCGAUGGCACCCCCAACAAAUACAACCACCGUCACGAAUGUGCCAAGUUGAUGGAGGCCCACAGCAGCCAUGUACCAUGGUUUGGUCUUGAGCAGGAGUACACUCUCUUCGAUAUGGAGGACCGACCUUACGGUUGGCCCAAGAACGGAUUCCCUGCUCCCCAAGGUCCUUACUACUGUGGUGUCGGCGCAGGUCGGGUUAUGUGUCGUGACAUCGUCGACGCACACUACAAGGCCUGCCUGUAUGCAGGAAUCAAGAUCUCCGGUACCAACGCCGAGGUUAUGCCUGCCCAAUGGGAGUUCCAAGUCGGUCCCUGCGUGGGUAUUGAGAUGGGUGACCAGCUUUGGAUGGCUCGGUUCCUUCUCCACCGUGUCGCCGAAGAAUUCGGUGCCAAGAUCUCUGUCCAGCCCAAGCCCAUCCCUGGCGACUGGAACGGUGCGGGUCUCCACUCCAACUUCUCCACCAAGGAGAUGCGUGUUGAGGGCGGCAUGAAGCACAUUGAGGAAGCGAUCAAGAAGCUCGAGGGCCGACACAAGGAGCACAUUGCCGUGUACGGUGAGGGCAACGAUUUGCGCCUGACAGGCCGACACGAGACUGGUGCUAUCGACCAAUUCAGCUUCGGUAUCGCGAACCGGGGUGCAUCCAUCCGUAUCCCCCGAGAAUGUGCCGCCAAAGGCUACGGUUACUUCGAGGAUCGACGACCAGCCUCGAAUGCCGACCCGUACCAAAUUACGGGCAUAAUUAUGGAGACGAUUUUCGGUGCGGCGGAGUAGGUUGGAGGAUACCCCUUUCGUUAUGAAUUUGCUUUACGGCGGAGCCACGUUACUAUAGAACGGUAGUCUCUAAAGACAUGAAUUGAUAAGGAUACAUUAAUUAUGAAUAUCACCUUUGUGCCAAUUUUCUUGAACUUACCCGUGGCCGUCAGUGUAUGAUGCCUGCCUAGGUGCCUAGUGAAAGGGGAAGUUGUUAUCAUGAGGUCAGCCUCUUUUUUCUACAACAUAUCACAGGGAUUGGCGCCGAUCAUGAAUAUUCAGGGUUUCCCAAUAACUAAUACUAAAUGGUUUCAAUCACUACCGCAUAGGUAAAUGACGGCAUGAUUAAAGGCAAGACGCUUCUUUGCAGAUAUUUGAUUAUAUGUCUAAUGCCCUAUCAUAUGCUAAGGGUUGGAUC